Molecule: messenger RNA, 10092 nt
Organism: Bactrocera neohumeralis
Lineage: Eukaryota; Metazoa; Arthropoda; Insecta; Diptera; Tephritidae
Gene: skd
Product: mediator of RNA polymerase II transcription subunit 13
Exons: 14
Coding region: 1336-9381 (2681 amino acids)
Biological process (GO): regulation of transcription by RNA polymerase II
Cellular component (GO): mediator complex
Molecular function (GO): transcription coregulator activity
Source: RefSeq, a predicted model, not a curated record
GUUACCGUCAGCUAUUCGAUUUGAUUUUGGUUGGUAGUGUUCGGUAUUCGUAUAUUUAAUGGAAAUUUUGUUUAAAACAAUCGCUAUAUAAAUUAUCUCGCACAAGGCAAAGUGUUUGAUAUAAUCAAAGAAUAUAAAAUUCAAAAUUUUCUUAAACUCAUCAAAAGUAAAAUUCAUACGCAUCAUACGAAUAAUUAAAGCAAAAUGUCUACACAAAAUAUUUGAGCAUGCAGUGGAAAAUUUAAUAAACUACAUACAUUACCUACCUAUUAUUUUAUAUUUUGUCUACAUCAACAUCAACGAUUAACGAAAAGCCAGCAACAAACGGUGAACCACAAGCAAAGCAACCAGUCAUUCAGCCAACGACCAUCGACUUUCAUCGCAAUUCGCUCUCUUCUCAUUAUGUUGCGUCGCAACAAAGCAAAAAAAAUCUGAGGGGCAUCGGUAUUAGUCGGUGACUGUUGUGUCGGAACAGUAGUAGCAGUGUUGGGGCUACCCUUCAUCAUCAACAGUGAACAAGAAAACAGAAAAAAAUAUACUAAAUAAAACAAAAAAAUAAUAAAAGUGUUCAUAGUCGCGCGCGCCGCUGUUCUUUCUAUCUAUCGUAACGUCACCGGUUCUCACAUUGUGCACCACUCGUCUGCUCGUUUGUUGGCCGCUUACUCGUUCGCACGUUUAGUUAGUAUCCCGUUCAGUUGUGCUGUUUAUCGGUGGCGGUAGUGUGUUAGUGUUUGUUGUUGCACGAGUCGUCGUCAUCGUCAUCAGUGGCAAAACUCGUGCAAAAAUUGCGAAGAGCACAAAUUUCAUUGUCGCUGAACUGUGGUGUUUAUUUGUUUGUCGACCGAAAUAAAUUUAAAAGCGAAAGAAUAAGUGUAUGUGAGACAAAGAUAAAUAGUGGAAAAGAAAUAAAACAGUAACAGUAGUGCAACAAGGGCACUUCCUAAUUCCUACCUGUACGUCAGACCGUUAUAACGUGUGCAUGUGUGUAUGUGCUUUGCGAGUUUAUCAAUUCGCUUUCGCAUAGUAUGCGAUACACGGUAGUUGAUGAAAGCAUAACCAAAAGUUAUAAACGGCAAAAUAACGAUAGCACUAUAUAAUUUAUAUGAAUGUAAGAGUAACUGAGCAAACGACACAGUAAUGACGUAGGUACGUUAGAGAAAAUAAAGCAAAAAUAUCGUUUAGUUAUUCAAAAUACAGAAGCUACGAAGCUUUUGUCUUGCGUGGUGCUGCUGUGUAGUUCUCAUUUAAUUGAAAUUUUUGCUGAGACGCAAAUUGCUUAUUAUCAACGAUAAUUGAGAAAAUGAGGAGCUGUUGUGUUAAAAAAAUACAUGAACUAUGACGCAUCAAAAUCAUCAGACCAACGGCGCUAGUUUGGAGGAUUGCCAUACAAACUUCUUUGCCCUGACUGAUUUAUGCGGAAUUAAAUGGCGUAAGUUCGUAAACAGCGAACGAGUAAAUGCGUCAAGUGAUCCAUUAGAUGAUCCCAUCCUGCGCUCCUAUUCACGAUGUAUGCAAGCUGACAUUCUAUGUGUGUGGCGCCGCAUACCGUCCACCAAGCAGGAUAAUUCGGAUUUAAAUCCGAUUUUUGAGAUUAGCACAUCGAAAGUUCAUCCACCACUUUCGUUAGCCGCCGCCAAAGAAUUAUGGAUAUUUUGGUAUGGCGAAGAACCAGACCUUAGUGAAUUGGUGGAUGCGGAAUUGUUGAAAGUUGCCGCAAAUCAAGCACUUUGGAAUGGAACAUGGGAACGAGGUCUUACCUACGAGUGCCGCUCACUAUUAUUCAAAGCUUUGCACAAUUUAAUGGAGCGGUUCGUGUUGACCAAAGAUAUUGUGCGUUUUGGUAAAUGGUUUGUUCAACCGUGUACUUCCAAUGAUCGACUCUUUGGCCGAAGUUCUCAGCACCUUUCAUUCUCGUUUACGUUCUUUGUGCACGGCGACACGGUAUGCGCAUCGAUCGAUUUGAGGGAACACCCUGCGGUGCGGCCCUUAUCAAAGGAGCAUUUAACUGAAGCAGCGGCGGCUUUUGCUGCCGCUGGUAAUUCGCAAACACUGUCGCAAUCUCAUGAACAUGGCAAUGUAACGAAUUUGCCAGAAGAUGUGGCAAGUCCACACAGCCCCAAUAGUGGCGGGGCUGUGGGAGACGGUGGCACCAACUCAAACUCUCCGAAUUCCUCCACUACACCCAAGCCGCGACGAGUAAUACUAGCGCCAUUUGGUAUGGCGGCAACACUAACCGGCAAUAGUUUUAAAGCUACAGAUCCAAUGGCCGAGAAGAUCUUAGAAGAUUGGGCAUCAUUUUUCCCACUGUGCAAUAAGGAAAACUCUGAUGUGCCACCGGUGGUUGAAGUUGUGUCGGGCGGACAUAAAAUGUAUCAUCCCUCAAUUUAUGUACUAGUCACUGAUUUGGAUGACAUGGAGGAAAUGGAAGCGGCUGCGUCGCAAAAGGGCUCAUUGGGCACAACAUCUUCGGCGGAGGCUGCCGCACUGGCGGCUAUUUCAUCUGCGAAUACAAAUGAAUUUACAGGCAACAGCCGAAAGUCCACAUCAACGCAACAACCCGCUAGCUUGCAACAACAACAACUGCAACAGCAAAUGCACACUGUCACUACUGUAACAACAGUUGCCACAUCGUGCAGUCAAGCAAACAGCAGUGGGGUUGGCGGAAGUAAUGGCAUUAACAGCAAUAGCAGUAUUGCAAUGGUUGAGCAACAUUUGCAUGAACUGUCAGCAAGAGCGCAACCCUACUAUGACACCACGGCGAGCAGUUUUACUAGCAACACAACUAAUACUCACGCCUCACCACAGGCGGCUACCGAAAUGCCAGAGCGCGUAUGGCAGGAUUGCAUAACGAAUACGUUGCAUGUGACAUAUGCGGCCAGCGUUGCUGCCACAGCAAUGAGUACUGGCGCCACAACCGCUCAAAUAACUUGUUCAUCCCUCUCUACUACCACCGGCGGAGUAACAACCACAACUGCCACAGGCAGUGGUACAGUAGGUGGCGAGGAUUGCAAUUCCACCAGUGGUAAUAAUGGCAACAACGACAACAAUGCCGGCAGCGUUGGCGGUGCUGGCAACAGUAGUGGCGGUUGUAGUUCCAUGGACACGCAAAAUACCAACACAAAAAUUGGCGACGCCAAUGAAGUGGAGGCCAAGCUACGCAUGCAGCAAAUGCAAUUUUGGGGAUUUGUUGAUCCAACGGAAAAGACACCCUGUUCAUGCACAAAAACUUUGAAUCCCGCAUCGAUGACGCCGCACGACACACCGCACGGCGGCGCUUCAACUUAUUCGCGCAACUCUGUGGGCGACUUGAUGCCGGUGCCCUCGGUGGGUUCGCCUGGCACACCCGCACAAUCGCCUCAUCCGAACUCAACGCUAUCACAGCCAACGUCUGUACCACCAGCCGAUCAAUUGUUAACAAUGAGCCCACGUGCACCACCAUCCGUACCGAAUUUGCAACAACCACCAACACCGAUUGAUCAUCUAUUGGACAAGAAUACACCGGCACCCACACCCACCGAUCAGCACGAUAAUAAAAGCAUCACAACAUCGCCUUAUGUGCGGCCUACGCCAAGCGUAGAGCCGCCACCCUCUGUUGAGGCGGGUAAUGGUGGCGGUGGCGUGACUGGCGUGGGACCAAAUGGACCUGGCAGCGUGCCACAACCACCAAGUGUCGGGCGUAGCACUCCGACUAUAAGCGGCCAACAACAGCAGCAACAACAACAACAAGGUUCACAACAGUCACAAGCACAAAUUAUGGGCACGGGCACAACGGGUUCGGCUGGUCCCCAAUGUGGCACUAUAAGCAUUAAGAAAUUCGAGAUACAACAACCGUCAUUGACCACACUAAGUGCUGAUCAAAUUAAACCCGAACCGGGUUAUGCGCCGACACCAUUGUCGGGUAGCGGUAGUCGAAAUGGUCUGCCAGAAGUUUCCACGUCGUCUGCCAUAUCGGCGGCAGAUGCGAUCAACGAUUAUUGGAAAUCGUUUAAGAUGCCAGAAAUAAAAGUAAAGGAUAUCGAUAGUUUCGCCAAUGAUGACUGCUCAAAAUAUAAUGUACUGUAUGAUUUCACGUAUCAGAAUGCUUGGGCGAAUCAUCCAAUGAAACGUUUCAAGCUCAACGAUGUGACCAAACCGUGUCGCAGCAUGUGUACCAAAAAUCUCUACGAAGGUCAUACUCACUCGAAACCGCUUAUGCCGUCACCGGGCUCGAUAUAUGGUUCGCAGUUACUCUCUAUAGAUGCCUCCCUCAAUUCGCUAACUAGUUCCGCCAUGAACGCAGCGUCUGCGAGUGGUAGUAGCAGUGGUGGUUUGGUGGGCAUAGCCGCGCAUUGUGGCAAUUUGACAAAUAUCAAGGAGGAAAAUGUGGGUAGUGAUGGCAAUGGUAAUGGCGGCGGUUAUUUCCGCGGGCUCGACAUACAAACUACAGAUGCGCUACAGGGUACAGCUUCGCCUUGCAAAGAUGGCAAAAGCAGUGCCAGUGGUGAUCUGUAUACCGCUGAAGGCCUAAAUCCAACAAUGAACGAUCUUGAGCAGCUGUUUGAGACAUCAAACGAUGGCUGCGGCAGCGUGCAAAUACAUACACCGCCCGACUCGAACAACCCAUCCAAUGGCUCUACCGCAACGACCACAAUUGACGAUCUUAAGCGCAGCACUGCAGUUGCUGCUGCUGUGAACGCCAGUGCGGUCGCAAUCGCUGCGUUGCAAAACUGCACAAAUACACCGAAUGCUUCGAAUAGUAUAGGUAAUAAUGGUAGCAGUAAUGGAGGCGGUAACGGCGGUUCCAGUAUGGCGGAAGAUCUGACUAAGAUGUUUCCUACACCACCAUCACAUGAACAGCACCAUCCUAAUUCCAGCCCGUGCCAAAUGGACAUCCAAAUGACGGAUCUCAGUGUAAUUACUGCAGCAACCGCAAUAUCGGGAGGCUUGGAAGCCGGUAUGGGCGGUAUGAUUAAAAUCAAACAAGAAUAUUUUGCCGAACUGGGUAGCCCCGUUGAAGAGCCAAUUGAAGAUUGGUCAUAUGUUUAUCGGCCGCCGAAGCGUGCAAAGUUUGUGGGCUCAUCCAAAUACGCGCCUCUAACAAACCUACCUAGUCAAACGCUGCCGCCACUGGCGUUACCAACAAAUUGCACCUAUAAACCAUCAUGGACAACACAGAAAUCACGUGCUGUGGUCGCUGCUCAAGCUGCGGCAGCACAACAGCAGCAACAACAACAGUUACAGCAACUGCAACAACAACAUCAACAACUACACGAACUACUCUCAGCAGCGCCGCGCACACCAUUACAGCAACCGCGCACACCCUUGGGCCCCAUACCAUCACCAAUGCACUCCAACACGGUGCCCACACCGUUGAGCAGUGGUGGUGGUGGCGUCGGCGGUGGAAAUAAUCUUUUGCUGAAUCAGCUUAACUGUCCGCAGGCAGCACUCACAAAUACGCCCGGCAGCACGAGUAUGCAGCAAAUGAUGCAACGGGCCGGCAUGUCACCGAUAUCACCAUCACCCGCCUCGGUGGUACCGUUUCCCAUGAUGCAACCACAACGGCAUCCACCGCCACCUUAUGAAAUGGCUGUGGCCAGUCCAGCCACCUCAACAUCCUCGUAUUUGAAUAAACAGUAUCAUUCGCAGGAGCAUCCUCCAACACCGCAAAGCGUUGGUAUGCCUUCAACACAUCUUCCUAGACCGCUAAGCGCAGCGGGUAAUCUGCCAUCAACCGGUGUUGCGACUGGCGCCGUGGUGGCGCGUGAGUUGCCCGAAGUUAGCUCUUUGAUCGUGAAUAUUCUGCUAUAUGACACAGCGUUGAAUGUCUUUCGAGAUCACAAUUUCGAUAGCAGCACCGUUUGUGUGUGUAAUGCGGAUUCUCAGAAAGUGGGUAACAUACGUGGUGCAGAUUCAGGUGUUUACGUGCCUCUGCCAGGUGGAAGCUUUAAUCCAUUACCGCCUUCUUCAAAUGCAAGCGGGAACCCAGCUGUUGCCGGCAUCAGCGGAAGUAGCGGUAGUGGUGGUGGGGGAGCUGCCGCAGGAAGUAUGCGCCUGUUAAGUGCCUUUGGCGGUGGCAGUGCUUUGGAUUCACCAGCAUCGCUGCCAGGAACAUCGGGGCACACGGGUUCAGGUUCAUCUUCAUCUUCGAACACACCUGCCAGCAAUCAACAUAUUACGGGGUACGUGGACGACGAUCCGGUAGAUUGUACCUGCGGUUUUAGUGCUGUAGUCAAUAGACGACUUGCAUUUCGAGCUGGUCUCUUUUACGAGGAUGAGAUGGAGAUAACGGGUGUUGCCGAAGAUCCCGCCCGUAACAAGAAACAGUCAUUACCUUCCCUGAUAGCUAAUUUGGCGGCUGCUCUGACGCCAACUGCUGUGAAAUUGACGUCCUCUCUAGCCAUUAAGGGCGCUAACUCAUUGUUACCUGCACAAGCAGACAAGGCUAACCACGUACAGCCCGAUGCGCAAGCACUCCAACAUGCGCACGUCAUCUUUGAUUUAUUACUUGAACAAUGUUCCAUCAUACAAACGUCUAGCAGUGCAGUACACCGAGCUUUACAACGUCACCGACAUCGUUUAGCUCGACAAAGCCGACAACCACAAUCGGUGGCUGCCAUCUCCAAUGUGUUAGAAUUCGUCGACGCGAACGAUGUAAUAUGUUUGGCACUUGAGCAGGCGAGAUUAGCUUUCGAAAGUAACCGUAUGGAUGUGAAUGAAUUUUCCAGCCAAAACCAGCUCUCACCUUUCGACCCUAGCCGUCCUGGCACGGCCAAACGGAAUCAUCAACUCUUUGGUGGCAGACUAACAGUGCAUAAGUGGCCGUACAUUCCAGUUGGAUUUUCACGCAGUAAUAAAGAGAUUGUGCGCACCAUGAACUUCAUACAACCCAUGUUGCAAAAUGCAUUCCAUUCGAAAUCUCGCAGUGCAGCGGGCAGCAAAGAUGCUACUUACACAGUAAGCGGACCAUUGACCUGGCGACAGUUCCAUCGCUUGGCUGGACGUGCUUCUGGACAAUGCGAACCACAACCGAUACCAUCGGUGAUAGUUGGACAUGACAAGGAUUGGGUUUCAGUAGCACCACUAGCCAUACACUAUUGGGACAAACUUCUGCUGGAACCCUAUGCGUAUGCGCGUGAUAUUGUGUAUCUGGUUGUGUGUCCGGAAACUGAUUUUGUGGUGCAGAAUACGCGAACAUAUUUCAGAGAAUUGAGUUCUACGUAUGAAAUGUGUAAGUUGGGUCGUCAUACGCCCAUUCGCGGUUGGGAUGGUUUGUUGACGGUGGGUCCACGUUCGCCCACAGAUAAUACACCAAAUAGCACACCACUGGACGAUUGGUUGCGCACCUUAGAUAAUACCGCUAUAGCCGAAAAAAUACGAUUGUAUGCGAGCGCGUUUCAUAACCAAAUAGCGCCGUACCUCAAUCGUGUGCCUGGCGACAAGACGUUGCUUAAUCCACCUGAGAAUAGCAGUUGUCAACCGGGAGCAGGACGCGAACGUGGCACCACUAGUCCAAUGGGCAGCAUGAGUUCGAUACACAGUUCGGUGAGUGGUGUUGAUCAAGACAAAACGCAUACAUCGCCCAAGAUCGAGGGCAUGGAUCAACAGCAGCAGCAACAACAACUCCAACAUCAGCAGAUGCAACAUCAACAGCAACAACAACAGAAUUCUGCCGAAUCGAUCGACAUGAAGCCAGACAUCAAACCCGACACAAAACCACCAAUUGUACUUAGCGAUCCUUUGGGUAUGGGUGAAACAAUGGAAGAUAUAAACCCACCGGCAAUUGUGCUCUACGUAGUUGAACCUUUCACAUUCGGUUCCGACUCACCAGAAUUGGAGCGUUUAGCUUGUAUAGCCUUGUUGCGUUGCUAUGCUGAGCUAUUAAAGUCCAUACCGGAUUCGGUACGUGCAAAUAUCAAUAUUCAAAUCAUAUCGUUGGAAUCGAUAGUUGAAUUGGGACGAUCGCGUACACGAAAACGUUUCUCCGACGAAAUUCGUUGCUUGGCGUUGAACAUAUUCUCGCAGUGUCGUCGACAUAUGGUGCACACGCAGGCCGUGAAGAGUCUGACCGGUUUCGGCACAGCCGCCAAUAUGGAAGCAUUCCUAAAGAGCAAAGACGACAAGAAUCGACAACCAUACAAAAUGUACACACCGCCGUAUGUAUUGGCGCCAAUGCAUGAGAAAAAUGACAAGACAGACUUCUCCCGCCAAUCAUCCAGUAUGCGCGCACUGAACGAGCAAAAGUAUUCAGUCAUGUAUUGCAACUAUUGUCUGAGUGAAGAUCAAUGUUGGUUGCUCGCGACCGUGACCGAUGAUCGUGGUGAGAUGUUUGAAAAGAUCAUCAUCAAUAUAGAUGUACCGAAUCGUGCGCGCAGACGUAAGGCACCGGCGCGACGUGUGGGACUCAAGAAGCUGAUGGACUUCAUAAUGGGUUUGAUCUCACAGACAGCGCAUCAUUGGCGGUUGGUUGUGGGCCGUAUUGGACGCAUCGGUCACAGCGAACUAAAAUCAUGGAGUUCUUUGUUGAGUAAACAAAAUCUACAGAAAGCUUCCAAGCAACUAAAGGAUAUUUGUAAGCAAUGUUCCUUCAUGUAUCCACCUGGUAUACUCAGCGCCUGCUUGGUGACGUUGGAGCCAGAUUCAAAACUGCGCGUAAUGCCUGACCAAUUCACACCGGAUGAGCGGUUUUCGCAGAUUUCCAUGCAGAACCCGCUAUCCACUCCACAAGAUGUAACAUGCACACACAUACUAGUAUUCCCGACAAGUGCCGUUUGCUUGUCAUUUACACGUCAAUUUCAAAAUGAGCCACAAGUAGAUUUGGAAAAUGAUAUCAUAUUCGAUGAUGAUGACGAAAAUGGCGGCUUCACUGAUGCUGAGCUCAUGGGUGAUCUGCUCGAUUGGGAUCCUCAACCUGGUCGCUUAUCGAAUCACUGCAGUCCCGAUCGCAUGGAAGAUAAUCGCAGCUGGCCAAGUGCCGGUGGCAAUAACUUCAACUCGGCACAGCAACAGGAUGUUGAAGAGGUGGGCUCAAUAAAUCAGCAACCGCUAGCCGUGGGCUACAUGGUUUCUACAGCGCCAACUGGACGCAUGCCUUCCUGGUUUUGGGCAGCUUGCCCGCAUUUGGAAGAUGUUUGUCCUGUAUUCUUGAAAACGGCAUUGCACCUCCACGUGCCAAACAUACAGACCGCCGACGAUAUACUUAACUCGACAAAUGCGCAUUCGUCAGCCAUAGAUCAUCCACUGGAUUCCUCACUCACUGCCGAUGUAUUGCGUUUCGUGUUGGAGGGUUACAAUGCCUUAUCCUGGUUGGCAUUGGACUCCAACACACACGAUCGUCUCUCGUGUUUGCCAAUUAAUGUGCAAAUGCUUAUGGAUCUGUACUAUCUGACAGCAGCGAUUAUGUAAAAGCUACAAUUUAAGCAAACAAAAACCCACGUCAGAUUGUAUAUAUAUAUAUAUAAAUAUAUAUAGAAAAAGUGUCGUCAAUUGUGUAUUGUAAUAUAUAUAUGCGCUAAGUAGUUAAUAUGCGAGGAAAUGAGUUAAUGUGCAGUAUUUUUAUACGAUAAAUGUGCAAGAUGUCGAUAAUGCGUAUUCAAUAAUGAUUGUUGCAAUUUUAGGUAUUUUAUUAGUUUAAAUUAAAGUGAACAAAAACUAAACAAAACAAACAACAAGCAUUCUAAACAAAUUGGUCGUUGCAAUUGCGUGUGUUUCGAGUCUAAGUUUGUGUGUUUUAUAUAUUUAUUAUAAUAAUGUUUGAUAGUUUAUACUUUUGUGAUAUAAAGUUGAGGUUAAGAACCGAAAUCAAAUAAUUUCAUACAUACACUUCCAUAUGCACACAUGUAACUGCAAAUACUUCAAUAUUUGAUAUGAAUUUCGUCAUAAUACAUACAUAUACCCAAUGUGCCGUUCAAUAUGCAAAGAAACGAUUUUCGAUACUUAUAACCGUCGAACGUUCUAAACGGUGUAAGCAUUUGUGUGCUUCCGUUUGCCAAACUUCCAGACUCCAAUUUGCUCUUACAAGUCUACGCCAUUUAUUUAUUAUUAUUUUUUUUUUUGUCAUACUAGGCAAGUUUUUGGCAUAUUAUUAUUUUAACAAAUAUGGUGUAUACUUUUAAA